AUAAAGUGACCUGUGGAUACGGUGAAAUAAACGUGUAUUGAGUAUUAUCAUUUACAGGUUAAAUUUUAAAUGGCUUUAAAUUUAAGAUUUAAGGAUAAAGUAGCAAUUGUUACAGGUGGAUGUAAGGGUAUAGGAAGGGGUUGCGUGGAUAUAUUUGUUGAGAAUGGAGGAAAGGUUGCCGUUUUCGAUAUCGAUGAUUCCAUUGGAGAAACCAUGAAACCUGAAGGUCCAGGAGAAGUGUUUUACAUACACUGUGAUAUGACAAAAGAGGAACAAAUAAAGGCAGCAGUGGAAGCAACAGUAGCAAAAUAUCAGAAAAUAGACUGUCUAGUCAACAAUGCCGGAUGGCAUCCGCCACCAAGGACUAUAGACGGAUUUUCUUCAGAAGAAUUUCGUCAGUUGCUCGACUUAAAUCUCAUAGGAUACUUUCUCACCUGCAAGUUUGCACUGCCCUAUAUUCGACAGACAAAGGGGUCGGUAGUGAAUAUUUCCAGUGGCGCUUUCACAGUUGGUCAGCCAGAAUCAGUCACCUAUGUGGCAACAAAGGGAGGAAUUGUUGGAAUGACUCGUGCACUUGCAACAGAUGAAGGAAAGCAUGGUGUCAGAGUUAAUUCAAUUUCACCCGGUUGUGUGUGGACACCAUUGUUUGAAGAGUGGGCGAAAACAGUCGAUAAAAAAGUCAUGGACGAUAUCAAAGAUAUAAGUAUUCUAUUUCAGAUUUUACGGCGGUUUGCGGACCCGAGAGAGAUAGGGAUGGCAUGUUUAUUUUUAGCUGCCGAUGCAACAUUCACAACCGGGGAAGAUAUCAGUUGUACCGCAGGAAUAGAAAGGGGUUACGGGCUCAAAAUGCAAUAAUCACUUUAUGACUUUUAUGUGCUUAGAGCAUCUAAUGUGUUCUCUUCAAACUGAAUCUAACAAGUAUUACUUAAUCAAGGAAGGAUGAUACUAAUAUAUUUCCUUGUACUGUUGAUACCUUAUAUUUUAGUUCAUUAGUUUGGUGUGUCAGUCGUAACAGUUCCAGUGUAUAAUGAUAACAAAUCAAAACGUACCGUAUUUGGAAUAACAUUGAAUUAUAAAUAUCAAAAUUCAUGCUGAUUUAAUAAAUACAAUUGCUAUGUA
This is a messenger RNA of Mercenaria mercenaria, 1119 nucleotides long. Its product is annotated as 17-beta-hydroxysteroid dehydrogenase 14-like. Lineage: Eukaryota; Metazoa; Mollusca; Bivalvia; Venerida; Veneridae. Gene Ontology annotation, molecular function: estradiol 17-beta-dehydrogenase [NAD(P)+] activity. Gene Ontology annotation, cellular component: cytosol. Gene Ontology annotation, biological process: steroid catabolic process. The transcript has 9 exons. Bases 70 to 855 code for a protein of 261 amino acids. The record is from RefSeq and is a predicted model, not a curated record.